This is a messenger RNA of Dichotomopilus funicola, 846 nucleotides long. RefSeq lists its product as uncharacterized. Gene Ontology annotation, molecular function: oxidoreductase activity, acting on the CH-OH group of donors, NAD or NADP as acceptor. Lineage: Eukaryota; Fungi; Ascomycota; Sordariomycetes; Sordariales; Chaetomiaceae. Bases 1 to 846 code for a protein of 281 amino acids. The transcript is spliced from 2 exons. The record is from RefSeq and is a predicted model, not a curated record.
AUGGCACGGCCCCUCGAAGGAAAGCUCGCCAUCGUCACCGGCGGCUCUCGUGGCAUCGGCGCGGCCGUGGCCGAGAACCUCGCCUCCAAAGGCAGCAACGUGCUCCUCAACUACACCUCCUCCUCCUCCACGGAACUCGCCACCUCCUUCGCAAAGCAGCUCUCCACCACCCACCAAAUCCUCGCCGUGCCCGCCCAAGGCGACGUCGGCACUCCCGCGGGCGUAGCCGCCCUCCUCGCAACGGCCAAGACCAAUUUCUCCUCCGCCUCCAAACCCCUCCAAAUCGACAUCAUCAUCAACAACGCCGGCAUCGCCCGCAACGCGCCCCUCGAGCACGUCACCCAAGACGACUUCGACGCCACCUACCGCGUCAACGUGCUCGGCCCCAUCCUCGUCGUCCAGGCCGCCCUGCCGUACUUACCCCACGACCGUUCCGGCCGCAUCAUCAACCUCUCUUCCGUGUCAUCAUCCACGGGCUUUGUCGGCCAGUCGGUGUACGGCGGUACCAAGGCCGCGCUGGAGGCUAUGACGCGGACCUGGGCGCGGGAGCUGUCGGAGCGGGCGACGGUGAACGCGGUGAACCCGGGCCCCGUGGAAGGGCCGAUGUAUGCGUCGAAUACGCCGGAGUUUUUGGAGGGGAUUCGCGGGUGGGUGAUGCAUACGCCGCUGAUGCGGGCGAGGGAAGGGGUGGAUGCGGAGGAGGUGGUGCGUGAUGCGAAGGAGAGUGCGGGACGGCCAGCGUAUACGAAGGAGAUUGCGGGGGUGAUUGGGAUGUUGGUGGGUGAAGAGGCGGGGUGGUGUACCGGGCAGGUGGUGAGUGCUAAUGGGGGGAUGUUGAUGCACUGA